This is a messenger RNA of Talaromyces stipitatus ATCC 10500, 2053 nucleotides long. RefSeq lists its product as uncharacterized. NCBI's taxonomy places the organism in Eukaryota, Fungi, Ascomycota, Eurotiomycetes, Eurotiales, Trichocomaceae. Bases 1 to 1929 code for a protein of 642 amino acids. The record is from RefSeq and is a predicted model, not a curated record. The transcript has 5 exons.
AUGGACAAAGAUGUCCCUAUCGAUAAUGAAGUCGCGUCCGACGACGAUCAUGGAUCCAACAUUAUAGAUGUUGAUGAGUCUACUGUGGAAGAACCAAAGCCGAAGUCGACAUCCUCAGGCUCCACAGCGGGGAAGCGAGUCUUGACUUCUACGCAACCUGAACUUACGAUCAAAACUCCAAAUGCACAAUUCUUUGGUGCGAUGCCCCGGUCUGACGAUGAUGCGCCGCAAUCUGUCAUUCAUGCGCCACCAGGAUUUAGCGACUUUGUAGGGAAAACGGGCUCAAAUCAUCGUCAGAACGAUGGACAGUCAACUUCUGUCACCGGCGAUGCGAAUAUAAAAGAAACGAUUGUGAACAAUGACCGAGAGACGGACAAGAAAUCCGUCAAUAGCCCAGCAUCCCCACCUCCAAUAACCACAGCUAUACCUCCAGUGAAAGACUGGUCGGACAGAGCAACACCUCGUGCGCAGACUCGACAGGAGAUUGAAGAUUUCGACCGGCGCCAUUCUAGCAGUCUUGAGGAUAUCCCCGAGGCCAAUGAUGCUGAUCCACCAGUAGCAUCGGGGGCAUCCAACUCGCCAGUAGCAAUGAUCACGGCUAAUGCAGAUCCGACACCUAGAAAGAGAUAUUCAUUUCCCAACACGACCGUUCACACCCCGAAAGAUGAGACUGCCGCUCUGUGGACGGCACUGGACGAGUGCUGGACUUUUUGCAACACACUUGCAAACCUGAGUUCCAAUCAUCGUGAACGACUAUUCAAUUCAACCAGCAAAGGGGACAUGCAAGAACUAGCAUGGAAAUCAUGCUGGAAACUAUGUCGAAGAUUAUACGAAGGUCGAGCAGAUGACUAUGCAUCUCAAGUCGACCCUACACUGGACUUGUGCCGGGAUUUCUGUCAGGCCUUAUUUGAAGUCCGCGCCAGAGAGAACGAAGACGCUGACUCUGUAUUGCGAGUCAGCUUCGAGCUCAACAAUCAUCUUUAUAAUGCCAGCGAUCAUAAUUUGCCGCCGAUGUUUCGAGAGCGCACGCUUGACUUUUAUAUCACGCUGUGUCAUCGCCUCAUGAAACAGCGGAUGCAUCUGGAGGAAGAGACGGAUUCGUUACUACAUGCUUGUUGGUCGCUAGCUGAGAUGCUUUUUAGCAUCCGUCAAAGCAAACGGCAGGGCAAGAGCCCUGAUGAAGAAUUAUUAGGAUCUGCAAUUCAAGCUUGCUGGGAGCUCUGCGAUCUCUUCCGUGAGGGAUGGACGCAAAUCCGACCAGACCGAGGAACACCUAGACCUAGCCAAAUUAGCUUUACCGAGGCCUUGCAGAAGGCCAAGGAAUCACCCGUGAUGAUCGUGGAUGAGGAUACGGCUUCACAGCUGAAUCCCGAGACGCCGACAACGAUCUUUGAGGACACGGCUACGAUUUCACCGGACGAUGCACCGAUCCCUAACAUCCUUGUGCUUGGACAUGCACAGGCGGCUCAAGCCAGUCAAAAUAAAUGGUCUUCCGGGUCGUCGACGUUGUCGGGACGAUCGCGUACAUCUGAACAUACAUCUUCAACCAACACUGUGGUGACAUCGGCCGAAGAUCCGAACAUUAUCCGGCUGAAGCUUUUAAUAACCAAGGCAGCCAUGGACACGGGAUAUCAACGAGGCGGUAAUCAGACACUGUCUUCAUUUAGCAAAUCCCUCUCGUCGGAUUCGUUUGGAACAUUGCCAUGGCAAGUCUCGCUGCUUGAACAGUAUAAGAAACUAGUCACCACCGAUCCGGCAUUUAGGGUAGUUGGAGCUCCCGGCAUGGCAGGAGCCGUGGAUGUGGCAAGAGCGGUGCAAUCGAUGGUGCAGAACGGGCAAUAUACAUGGCUACGAGAUUUGUACAGACUUGUAUUUGGAUUCCACGUGGAAGAGGCCGUUGGACGACGUAAUGUGACUAUACAGGCAUGAUGAUAUACGUGUCGAUAUUUCCUUGAUUAGAUUCGUGGCGAGAACAAGUCUUUGUUUUCUUUGUCUUGAUACCUUUCCUUGUAUAUAGGUGAUGAAUCUAUCCGAUUAUCAAAACUUUGCCGAG